Molecule: messenger RNA, 366 nt
Organism: Rhodofomes roseus
Lineage: Eukaryota; Fungi; Basidiomycota; Agaricomycetes; Polyporales; Fomitopsidaceae
Exons: 2
Coding region: 1-366 (121 amino acids)
Source: RefSeq, a predicted model, not a curated record
AUGGGCAACCAGGACGGUGCUGCCAACACUACUGAUAAGGACGUGGACAUGGACAAGGAUGUGGGCACCAGCGACCAGGACAACACCUCUGACGAGGAGUCGAGUGUUGACCCGGUGGAUGCCCCAGUGGCCAUACUGAUGCAGAUGGAUCAGGAGGAGGGUUGGGAGGUUGUUCAGGUGCCCAAAGGUGAUUCUGCAAGCAAUGAUAAGGCCUUGCCCAAGAAAAGGGCCACAAGGGCUCGUGACGGCGCAAAGACAGAUGUAAUGGACAACAUAGCGGCCGUUGAGCCUGCCAUGAAGAGGCUUAGGCUUACGAAGGCUCGCCGUGACGCAGAGGAGAAGGCCACGGAGAAUAUUAUUACCUAA